Drosophila nasuta is the source of this 263-nucleotide messenger RNA. It is a transcript of the gene ND-MNLL, whose product is annotated as NADH dehydrogenase (ubiquinone) MNLL subunit. Bases 1 to 171 code for a protein of 56 amino acids. The record is from RefSeq and is a predicted model, not a curated record. NCBI's taxonomy places the organism in Eukaryota, Metazoa, Arthropoda, Insecta, Diptera, Drosophilidae. The transcript has a single exon. Gene Ontology annotation, cellular component: mitochondrion.
AUGGUUCUGGGUCUGGAUAAGCGUUACGUGUGGGCGGCGUUGCCACUGCUUGGAUUUGCCCUCGGACAUUUUCUGGAUAAGAAGGAAACGGAACGCAUGUCCUUGUUCCGUGACAAGAGCGCACUAUACGGCCGUCCAGCCGGCAGUGAGGAUAAGCCACCAUCUUGGUGAUUAGCAUAUAACGUAGUACAUCAAUUCUUCACUUUUCUCACUGUCAUUUCAAAAUAAAACUGCAAAAUGGACAUGUGAAAAAAUAAUAAUAC